Messenger RNA from Mus pahari (shrew mouse), 2094 nucleotides. RefSeq names its product mast cell protease-like protein. Gene Ontology annotation, biological process: proteolysis. Gene Ontology annotation, cellular component: cytoplasm; intracellular membrane-bounded organelle. The transcript has 5 exons. The coding region runs from base 1229 to 1969 and encodes 246 amino acids. The record is from RefSeq and is a predicted model, not a curated record. Lineage: Eukaryota; Metazoa; Chordata; Mammalia; Rodentia; Muridae. Gene Ontology annotation, molecular function: serine-type endopeptidase activity.
GAAUUUCAUAUUGUUAUUAUUUAAGCAUGAAUAUAAUUUUUAGUCAAUGGUACGUUUCUGUGUAACUGUGAGCCAUGUUUAAUUUCCAGUGACACAUGAAAAGAUGAAAGCACCAAGUCUCAAUACUGAUCUGUACAGAUCUGAUAUUGUUCUCAAGCCAGUGGACUCUCCACAUGUAACUAGCAAGCCUGUGAUCCCCUGUGGGACACAGAGGGUGUACUUUAAACACUCCAUUGUGUUUUCUGUUGAUCCCACUGGAAUGAAAACAAUAAGUUAUAGAAACUAACUUAAAUGUAUGAUCUUCCUGUUCUGUAAUAUCCUGAAAGUCCAUUGAGUUCUCCCUAAAUGUGUAUUGCAACAUAUACCAAAGGGACUGUUAGUAUGACUAAAUCAGAACAUGCAUUUACAGGAGCUGUUCUCAACCUGUGGGUCACGACCCCUUUAGAAGUCAAAUAUCAGAUAUUCUGCGUAUCACAUGUUUUACAUCACAAUUCACAACAGUAACAGAAUUAUAGAUAUGAAAUAGCAAUGAAAUAAUUCUUUGGCUGGGGUCACCGCAAUGUGGGAACUGAAUUAAAGGCUCACACCAUUAGGAAAGUUUAACACCACUGACUUAAUUAAGGUGUUGGUCAUGCCUUGUAUGCUGUUUAUUCAAUAUGUUUUAAAUCUUUCUUCUCCCACGGCCACAUUCUAUCAUCUCUGACUGAUGUGAAUAAAGAUGAGAUGCCCUCACACUGGUUAACACAAAUAAGAGCCUUCAGGCUGAAUCAGCCCACCACCAGUUUUUGUAAAAUGUACUUCCUCUCCCCCGUGUGCUCAUACACUACAGAUGCCUGUGUUUGUGCUUCAGCAACAGAGGUGAGACUUCACACAUAUGCAGCAUGGAUCUCAAAGCCGACAAUAAUACCUGGAUGCUUAGAAGAACAGUUCCAUGACCCCUGAUCAAGGUUCCCCUCCCUUUGUGUUGCUGUCCUGCUUCCUGGGAGCCACUUUGAAGGGUGCAGUCGACACCUCAUGAUGGGAUCUAGGAGUCUCAUGAUCAGGCCACAGAUUCAACACCAUCAGAAUGCAAAGUUGUGAGAAUUUUUGAUGAAAAAAAAAUAAACCUUGACCAAGCCAGACCUGUGGUUCCUAGCCCUGCCUUUCUCCCACGUUGGAGCUAUAAAAGCAGGAACCAGGACAAGAACACACCAGAAUCUCUCUCCAGGCUGUGACCGACACUGGCAAGAUGCAGGUCCUACUAUUCCUGAUGGCACUUUCCUUGUCUUCUGGAGCUGGAGCUGAGGAGAUUAUUGGUGGUGUUGAGUCUGAGCCACAUUCCCGACCUUACAUGGCCUAUGUGAGGAUCUUCAGUAAGAAAGGUUAUAUGGCAAUCUGUGGUGGGUUUCUCAUAGACCCCCAAUUUGUGAUGACUGCUGCACACUGUAGAGGAAGAAGAAUCACUGUCACCCUUGGAGCUCAUGAUGUGAGAAAGAGAGAAUCCACACAGCAGAAGAUAAAAGUUGAAAAAUACAUCUUGCCUCCAAAUUACAAUGUAUCUUCCAAGCUUCAUGACAUCUUGUUACUGAAGCUUAAAGAGCAAGUUGAGUUGACUCCUGCUGUGGAUGUAAUUCCCCUGCCUGGUCCCUCUGACUUUGCCAAGCCUGGGACGAUGUGCUGGGCAACUGGCUGGGGGCGAACUGGAGUGAAAGAACCUCUCUCACGUACCCUGAGAGAGGUUGAACUGAGAAUCAUGGAAAAAAAGGCCUGCAAAGCUUAUAGGCGUUACAAGGAUAACUUCCAGGUCUGUGUGGGCAGUCCCACGAAGCUAGCAUUAGCAUACAGGGGUGACUCCGGAGGACCUCUAGUAUGUGCUGGGGUGGCCCAUGGCAUUGUAUCUCAUGGACGUGGAAAAGGCAAGCCCCCUAUAAUCUUCACCCGAAUCUCCUCACAUGUGCCCUGGAUUAAUACAGUCAUAAAGGGAAAUUAGUUGAAAAAACCUGAUCAACCUGAGUCAGACUCUCCAAGUCAGGGCUCAUCUGGUACCCAUUAGUUUUAACAAAGCCUGUCUCUACCCUGCCUCCAGUCUGUCCCUAGCCUGUCCCCAGCAUGUCC